UUGCUGGCCAACCUUUCUCUCACUGACUUUGGUCUGUCUUCUACAACAAUCCCACGAAUGGUCCUUGACAUUUUCAGUGAACAAAAGUCAUAUUUGAAGAGUAUUUCACAGAGACAAAGACAAAAAUUCUUCUGGGGAAUCUCAGAAUUUGGAGAAUUCCUGGGACUGUCAUAAUCCUGAUGAUUUUUUCAGACUAAGCAGAAGAACCAAAUAAAUUCUCUUCUUCCUGCAAAUCAUCUAAUGCUGAUGCUAGUUGUAUCAAUGGAUGGAACAAAUGAUUCUAUGGUAACUGAGUUUGUGUUGCUGGGAUUGUCAGCUUCUUUGGAGAUGAAGAUUCUUCUCUUCUUGUUUUUUUCAUUCUAUGUGGGAAUUGUGUUGGGAAACCUCUUCAUUGUAUUCACUGUGGUUUGUGACCAUCACCUACACUCCCCCAUGUACUUCUUGCUGGCUAAUCUCUCCCUCAUUGACCUGGGACUAUCUUCUACCACAGCCCCAAGGAUGAUCACUGACAUUUUCACUGAGCAUAAGGUAAUUUCUUUCCCAGGGUGUAUGAUACAGAUGUUCUUUGUCCAUGUCAUGGGAGGAACUGAGAUGGUCCUACUCAUAGCCAUGGCUUAUGACAGAUACACAGCCAUCUGCAAGCCCCUCCACUAUUUGACCAUAAUGAGCCGCAAAACAUGUAUUUGUUUUGUAGUGACUACCUGGGUGAUUGGAGUGAUCCAUGCUGUGUCUCAGUUUGUUUGCAUUGUAAACUUGCCCUUCUGUGGCCCUAACAAGAUUGAUAGCUUUUACUGUGACUUUCCUCGGGUGGCGGAACUUGCCUGUACAGAUAGCAACUGGGUAGAGCAUGUGGUCACUGCUAACAGUGGGCUCAUUUCUAUGGGCACCUUCUUCCUCUUAAUCAUGUCCUACAUCUUCAUCCUUGUCACUGUGAGACAUCACUCUUCUGCUGGUUUGUCCAAGGCUUUCUCCACACUAUCAGCUCAUAUCACUGUGGUGUUUUUGUUCUUUGCUCCAUGUUUCUUUGUGUAUGUAUGGGAAUUCCCCACCUUGUCAUUGGAUAAAUUUUUGGCCAUUCUUGACUUUGUUGUUACCCCACUUUUGAAUCCUGCCAUCUACACAUUUAGGAACAAGGACAUGAAGGUGACAAUGAAAAGAUUGAGCAGGAAAAUUGUGAGUUCCAAGGAGCAAUCAUGAUGGAUUUUAUGAAAUAAAAUCAAGGGACACUUCAAGAUUGUGUUCACUGCUUCCAGACUUAUGUAGGGUGUAGCAUAAAAACAGACAUGGCCUAGAGCACCCUAAGAAGAUCUUCUGAAUUUUAGAGAUAUAGCUCUUUUACUCAUCAACAGGAAUAGAGUAACAUCGCCUACUCUCACCUUCUACUUUAUAAUGUGGAAUAUAUAAAGAAGAGAAUCAUAAUUCUGAGUUUCAUGAAUAUACCACAAUCAGUUUUCAUGUAUCUCGUUCAAUGUCAUAUUUUUUGGUGAGAAUCUAUACUUGGAAUUAUGCUUGGUUCUUGCUGAGCUUAGCAAUAAUCAUCUCAAGAAAAUAACUAAUUUUUUUUCAUGGAAAUUCCAUGGUCCAAAUUUAUACAUUUGUGGG
This is a messenger RNA of Sarcophilus harrisii (Tasmanian devil), 1602 nucleotides long. RefSeq names its product olfactory receptor 4F15-like. Gene Ontology annotation, molecular function: olfactory receptor activity; G protein-coupled receptor activity. Gene Ontology annotation, cellular component: membrane. The coding region runs from base 241 to 1197 and encodes 318 amino acids. Lineage: Eukaryota; Metazoa; Chordata; Mammalia; Dasyuromorphia; Dasyuridae. The transcript is spliced from 3 exons. Gene Ontology annotation, biological process: G protein-coupled receptor signaling pathway. The record is from RefSeq and is a predicted model, not a curated record.